Owenia fusiformis is the source of this 2031-nucleotide messenger RNA. Lineage: Eukaryota; Metazoa; Annelida; Polychaeta; Sabellida; Oweniidae. The record is from the annotation of a GenBank genome assembly.
AACUACUAGAACAUUCAAGUACGUAUUAUUCUCCUGAAGACAGUGAUGACGUAAUAUGUUGUUUUGAUAAGCAUUUGUGGAGGGUAAAUGCGAGAUAAGACAUGAUGCAGAAGGUGGAAUCCUUAAUGAAACUUGCCAGCAUCCGGACCUUAGCAUUCGGAAGAGCCCAGAGAACGAUCUCUCGCUAUAUUUGCGCUACGAAUGAGGGGACCAGUGGAACAUUGUCAGAUUUAGGCUCCAGAAAAAAGACAUUUCUACAAAAGCAGGUUGACCAACAGGCGCGCAAACAGCAUAAAGAUGCCACCAUGAACGAAGCAUGUCGACGCAAUCCGUUGACCACAGUCACUCACAAACAAUUGGUCUUGAAUUCUGAUCAUCUAAUAAUGCCAACAAUAACUGGAACGCUCGACGAUCUCAACGAUCCUCAUGGCCAGUCUGGAAUUGUGUUAAAUUAUGUCUGGCUUAGGGACCAUUGUAGAUGUGACUCGUGUUAUCAUCACACAACCUCACAGAGACUAUUCGAAACUAACGCUAUUGAUCUUGAUAUUCGGCCCAAUAAUGCAGCUUUGACCUUCGAUCCGGAUGUUAACGAUCAUGUGUUGCAUAUCACAUGGCCAGAUGGCCACCAAUCACAGUUCACAUAUUCAUGGUUGACGGAUUCUAAAAAUAUAUUCGCUGGCAAGUAUCCUAAGUCAAAGUCGGUGCAGACGCUUUGGGACGCUAACACUAUAAAAGAAAUCGAUAUCAAAGCUGUUGAAUAUGAAAAAUAUAUGGACAAAUCAAAUGAUGAAAGCCUGAAAGUGCUACUGGAGAAUGUACUCCGAUAUGGCUAUGGUUUGGUUCACGGAUGUCAGACAUCGAUUGAUGACACUGCCAAAACUGCCGAAAGACUCUGCAUCAUACAGAACUCCUUAUUUGGUCAUAUGUGGAGUUUCACGAACGAUCUGGAACACAGCGACACGGCAUACACUAAUUUGGCCUUAGGUGCCCAUAACGACACGUGUUAUUUUUUGAAAGGUGCGGGAAUUCAAGUAUUCCACCUCUUAGAACACACCGGUGCUGGGGGUGAAACGUUACUGGUUGAUGGGUUCAAAGCACUGGAAACACUCAGGCGUAACCAUAAAUGGGCAUAUGAUUUCCUCGUAGAGACAUCUAUUGUUCAUGAAUAUGUCGAACCUGGGAUCGACAUCAAAAGCCUUGAUAGCAUCAUAAACGUACAUCCAAUUACAAAGGAACCGAUAGCUUUGCGGUUUAACACGUACGAUCGUGCAAGUUUGAACACCAUUGAUCAAGAGGAUAUGCCAAAGUUCUAUGAAGCGAACAAGUUACUCGCGAAUGAAAUUCAGAACCCCCAGAAUGAGUUCUGGUUGAAACUAAAGCCUGGGACCGUACUAUUCGUGGACAAUUGGCGAUUAUUACACGGGAGGUCCGCAUUUACCGGCAGACGCUGCGUAUGUGGAUGCUAUUUGGCAAGGGAUGAUUGGACAAGUAAAGCAAGAGAGUUGGGACUGGUGUCAUCGUUCCAUUUUUAAAUCUGACUUUAAAAUGUUGUACGCAUCUUUCAAUGAUUUUGCUCCCAGUUUUAUACCCAAGCAUUGGUAGCUUAUUGUUUUAUGUUUGAAUUUCUAGAUAAAAGCAAAAUAAUACUGUAUAAUUGAGAAGAUAAUUCAUUUCUUUUCAACAGUUUCAAAGUUGAUGAAAAUUACUAGAGACUGGGCCCUUUUAACAUAAUAGUUGCCACAAUACGCAUAUUUUCAUACAUAAUGUACAUCAAUUCAUAUCAUGGACUGAUGCUAUAUAUUAAGAUUAUACAGUGAUUGUCAUGUCCAUAGUUAUGGUUGUCUAGGUGAUAUUGGUCUCAAAGGGGAAAUGGCUCCGACUAUAGGUGUGAUGGUGUGAUGUACCACUGUGGUCUGUCGUUGUGACUCAUCGUCUGAUAGCACCUGAAAUAUUAACAAAUUAUUUCAAAAUAACUUAGUUACAGUUACCAAGGUAUUGUGCUUUUUACUGAUUGUCACCUGUGUACCAAAC